Malurus melanocephalus (red-backed fairy wren) is the source of this 3917-nucleotide messenger RNA. RefSeq names its product transmembrane protein 259 (gene TMEM259). Gene Ontology annotation, biological process: response to endoplasmic reticulum stress; positive regulation of ERAD pathway. NCBI's taxonomy places the organism in Eukaryota, Metazoa, Chordata, Aves, Passeriformes, Maluridae. The record is from RefSeq and is a predicted model, not a curated record. The transcript has 11 exons. The coding region runs from base 409 to 2583 and encodes 724 amino acids. Gene Ontology annotation, cellular component: endoplasmic reticulum.
GCGCGCACGCGCGGAGCCGCCGUGUCCGGCGGAGGAAGAUGGCGGCGGAUCGCUGAGGGGACGGGACGGGGGAGCGCACCGGGACAGCUGAGCCGCCCGCCACGCCCGGGUCGCGCCGCCCCGCCGAGGAACCCCCAUGGCCGCGGGGACAGCACGGCAGCCGCCUCCCCGUUGCGUCCGCUCCGGCCGCGCAGCUCCCGGGCCCCGCUGAGCGCUCAGGCCUGACCCGCUGGGCCUGACCCGCCGCCGCCCCGAGGCGUCUGCGCCGGGCCGGGGCCGGGGAGCGGGGACGGAGGCAGCGCCGGCACCGCGCCCGCGGCCCCUCCGCAGCGCCCGCCCGGCCCCAGCCCGCAACGCGGAGGAGCAGCGGCCUUUCCGGGCCCAGCCCUCACCGGCCCCGCCGUCAGGAUGUCCGAGAACCAGCCGAAUGCCAACAACCACCACCCGGCCAACAACGCCGGGGCCGCCGGCGGCAACAACCGGGGUGUCCGCAACCCCAACCUCAACCAGAACCCCCUGAUCAACGUGCGGGACCGCCUCUUCCACGCGCUGUUCUUCAAGAUGGCAGUGACCUACGCUCGCCUCUUCCCUCCCUCCUUCCGCCGGGUCUUCGAGUUCUUCGUUCUCCUCAAGGCUCUCUUUGUGCUCUUCAUCCUGGCCUACAUCCACAUCGCCUUCUCCCGCUCGCCCAUCAACUGCCUGGAGCACGUGCGGGACAAGUGGCCCCGUGACGGCAUCCUGCGGGUGGAAAUCCAGCGCAACUCCAGCCGGGCCCCCAUCUUCCUGCAGUUCUGUGGGGUCGAGAAGUUCCCAGGAAUGGUGGUUGAGUCCACAACGGAGGAAGAGGAGGAGGAGGAGGAAGAAAUGACUGUGGAUAUGUUUGAGAAUAGUUCCAUCAAGUUUGAGCUGGAUAUCGAGCCCAAGGUGUUCCUCAAGCCAUCCCGGGUGAGCAGCACUGAGCUGCCCCACAACGACAGCCAGGAGUUCUCAUUUAGUGACGCAGCCACUAAAGGUAUGCAGCCUCUGCGGGAGACUGUGUCCGAGUUUGAGAUGCUAGCCCGAGCAGUGUGGCCACAGGAAGARUACAUUGUGGAAUACUCUCUGGARUACGGCUUCCUGCGCCUGUCCCAGAGCACACGGCAGCGCCUCAGCAUCCCCGUCAUGGUGGUGACCCUGGAUCCUACCAGAGAUCAGUGCUUUGGAGACAGGUUCAGCCGCCUGCUGCUGGAUGAGUUUCUGGGCUAUGAUGACAUCCUGAUGUCGAGCGUCAAAGCUUUAGCUGAAAAYGAGGAAAACAAAGGUUUCCUUCGCAAUGUGGUGUCYGGGGAGCACUAUCGCUUUGUCAGCAUGUGGAUGGCCAGGACRUCCUACCUGGCAGCCUUUGUCAUCAUGGUCAUCUUCACUCUCUCUGUCUCGAUGCUGCUGCGCUACUCACACCAUCAGAUCUUUGUCUUCAUUGUUGACCUGUUACAGAUGCUGGAGAUGAACAUGACCAUUGCGUUCCCUGCAGCUCCACUUCUCACUGUCAUCCUGGCUCUGGUCGGUAUGGAGGCCAUAAUGUCCGAGUUCUUCAAUGACACCACGACCGCGUUCUACAUCAUCCUCAUCGUAUGGCUGGCAGACCAGUACGAUGCCAUCUGCUGCCACACCAACACCAGCAAGAGGCACUGGCUCAGAUUCUUCUACCUGUACCACUUCGCCUUUUACGCCUACCAUUACCGCUUCAACGGGCAGUACAGCAGCCUGGCACUUGUCACCUCCUGGCUCUUCAUCCAGCACUCCAUGAUUUACUUCUUCCACCACUACGAGCUGCCAGCCAUCCUGCAGCAGAUCAGGAUCCAGGAGAUGCUGCUGCAGAACCAGCAGGUCGGCCAGGGCACCCAGACCACGCUGCAGGACAACCUCAACAACAACACCACGGCCGCCCCUGUCGAGGCUGGGGGCCGCCGAGCCCCGCUGGCCACCGGGCCCCCYGGGGAGGGCAGCGGUCCGGCCGCUCUGACCCCUGGAGAAGCCUCCAGCGUCAUCGCCGCCGCUGCCUCCGUGGGCAGUGACCUGAACUGGGUGGCUGAGACAGCCGCCAUCGUGACAGAGGCCUCGUUUCUGUCUGAUCUGAGCACGACCCUCCUGGAGCCCACCGUGGUGCACGAAGCUGUGGCCAACGGGACCCCUCAGGAGGCGGCCACAGCCUCUGGCUUGGUUGCCCGCAUCAGGGUCAGCAGUGACCACCCAGAGACGGCCGUGGGCUCCAUCACCAUCGAGGUCACCUCAACGUCCGUGGUGGCUGCAGCAGAUGCUCCCCCCGCUGCUGGGGCGGCACCCUCCUCRCUGCAGGAAGGGGCUGUCCCCAGCUCCAGCCCCUCCCUUCCCAAGCAGACUGAGGCUCUCGAGGGCUCAGACAGCCGAGCAAAACCCAAUGGCAAGAACUGCAUGGGCAGCAGCAGCRUGGCAGAGCCCCUGCCAGCCUCGGGGGGGGACAGUGACCAGGACAGAGGCUUGGAGGACCCGGGGGAGAGGAGCCCCUGCCCAGCACCAGCAGAGAGAACRCCCAGCUCGGAGCUAAGCUCCAGGAACCUGUCCUGAGCCCUGUUCCUGUCGCUCUGGAACUGCCGGGAAGGCAUUUGGAUUUUCUUUGUUACUAUUUCUCACUUCACCAUCAUCCUUAACCCAUGGAUCCCUCUGAGCAGAGCUGGAGCAGCUGGGGCAGAGCAGGGCUGCAGUGACCUCCCUCCCCUGGGAAAGGCAYGGGGGGCUGUGGGAAGGUUGGGGGGGUUUGGUCCCCUGGCCCACGUGGCUCUGGGGCUCCUCUGAGGCCACAGGUGASCCAGCCACCACUGUGCCCCGCUCGUGCCCUAAGUUUUCCUUGUCCCCCAAUCCCCAGCUUUGCCCCUGCAGCUGUAUUUGCAGUCCAGGUGCUGAUCCCAGGUGGGAGCUGACCUGGGACACUCCACACGUGUGGCAGCUUUGUGGUGAGAGUAGGAGUGGAUAGAACAGGCAGAGAGUGUCCAGCCCCCGUGGGAGGCCACAGUGGCCAUUCCUGGUCACCUUUCCUGCUCCUGCUCCUUUUACCUUCCCCAGGCACAAGGUCUGCCCAGGCCAGGGCACAACCAAAGGAGAAGCUGCCGUUCAGCCCCCUUUUCUCUGUCCUCGAAUUUCCCUCAGCGAGUGGGUUGGGAGGUGGACGGUGCUGUGUCCAGGUGGGAGCUGCCCUCAGGAGCUGUGAGUGAUGCUUGGCCGUGCUGCAAUGGAUGUCUGGAGGAGUGUGGGGCCAGAGCAGCAGCUCUGUCCUGCACAGCUCUGCUCUGGGUGAGGCAGCUGCUAUCCAGUGCCUUGUCCCUCCUGUGGGACACGUCUGUGUUUAGGAUCAGCUCCAUCCCAGAGGAGAGUGGCUCCUCAUGCCUGGACUGUUGCAUGAGCUGGUUUAGCAAAGAACCAAAACACUAAAGCCAAGACAUUUCAGCUKAUUUUCCCCCAAUUCCCUGGCAGUGGAGGGUGAGGCUGGCAGAGCUCAAACGCCUCUGCCAAGAGCUGAGCUGCAGUGCUGCCUGUGGGCCCUGCAGAGGGGCCAGAUCCGUGCCAGGAUGUGCUGGAGGUGGAGCAGAGUGAGGUGGGGUGAUGAAGCUCUGGGAGAACCACGGUGGGACAGGGCAGGGACAGGAGGUGAUGGGGACAGCUGGGUCCCUACACAGUUGUCCCCAAGUACAGCAUUGUCCCCCUAAGGCUGAGCAGCGUUUGGAGUCCGUCUCCCUCAGAGGGCUCUGUGCCGUUUCAGUGUUUCCUUGUCAACAGGGGGACUCAGACCCCCUCCUCACCCCUCUGCCUUUCCCACCUGGGUGCCCCUUUUUUGUGUUUCCCUUUUGCCUGGAGCAGCCGUGGUGCUGCUCCGGGSCUGGGGCGACCCUGCUGUGCCCAGCAGG